CGAUGAGCUCACUUGCUCAGAAACAGUCUGCCAUCUGGCACUGCGGCAUAUUAAAUUUUGAAAAUCCUGCUGGUUCCUGAAGUUUCAUUCUUCGCCGGAGCCCAAAAAAAUUGUCUCGUUCCAUCGAUUCUGUUGUUGUCGCAGAUUUUAAUCGGAAGACUGCCUGCUAACCGCAAAAAUGGUGAACUUCACGAUCGACGAAAUUCGUGCUAUGAUGGACAAAAAGACCAACAUCCGCAACAUGUCCGUCAUCGCUCACGUCGACCACGGAAAAUCUACGUUGACUGAUUCUUUGGUUACCAAGGCCGGUAUCAUUGCCCAGUCGAAGGCAGGUGAAAUGCGAUUUACCGACACUCGCAAAGAUGAGCAGGAACGUUGCAUUACCAUCAAAUCAACAGCCAUCUCCAUGUACUUCGAACUGCAAGCCAAAGACGUUCCCCUUGUCAAGGGUGAAACGCAAAUCGACAAGGAACGCACACCCGGUUUCCUUAUCAACUUGAUCGACUCUCCCGGUCACGUGGACUUCUCGAGUGAAGUGACGGCUGCACUCCGUGUUACCGAUGGAGCUCUCGUUGUCGUCGACGCCGUCAGUGGUGUCUGUGUGCAAACCGAGACUGUGCUCCGUCAAGCUAUUGCUGAGCGCAUUAAGCCAGUCCUUUUCAUGAACAAGAUGGAUCGUGCUCUCCUGGAGUUGCAGCUGGAACAGGAAGACCUUUACCAGACCUUCCAACGUAUUGUGGAAAGCAUCAACGUCAUCAUCGCUACCUACUCUGACGAGUCGGGCCCCAUGGGUGACAUCAAGAUCGACCCCUCCAAGGGCAACUGUGGUUUUGGUAGCGGUCUGCACGGAUGGGCCUUUACGCUGAAGCAGUUCGCUGAAAUGUAUGCCGCUAAAUUCGGCAUUGAUUUGGAGAAGUUGAUGAACAAACUGUGGGGUGAGAACUACUACAACGCCAAGACCAAGAAAUGGUCCAAACAGAAGAGUGAAGCUGAUGACAAGCGUGCCUUCAAUAUGUUUGUCUUGGAUCCCAUCUACAAGGUGUUCGAUGCCGUUAUGAAGUUCAACAAAGAAGAAACUGCCAAGUUGAUGGAGAAACUGAACAUUGUCCUGAAGGGUGAAGAUAAGGAAAAGGAAGGCAAACACUUGCUUAAGGCGAUCUUCCAGCAGUGGCUCCCAGCCGGUGAAGUGCUGUUCCAGAUGAUCACGCUCCAUCUGCCGUCACCCCAAACAGCGCAAAAGUACCGCAUGGAGUUGUUGUACGAAGGACCUAUGGAUGACGAAGCUGCCGUAGCUGUUAAGAACUGUGAUCCCAACGGACCGCUGAUGAUGUACAUCAGUAAGAUGGUACCCACUUCUGAUAAGGGUCGGUUCUACGCGUUCGGUCGCGUGUUUUCCGGGGUCGUGCAGACCGGUCAGAAAGUGCGCAUUAUGGGUCCGAACUAUGUGCCCGGCAAGAAGGACGAUUUGUACGAAAAGUCUAUCCAGCGUACCGUUUUGAUGAUGGGUCGUGGCACGGAAGCCAUUGAGGAUGUGCCCAGUGGUAACAUUUGCGGUUUGGUUGGUGUUGACCAGUUUUUGGUCAAGACGGGUACCAUUACCACGUUCAAGGAUGCUCACAACCUGAAGGUUAUGAAAUUCAGUGUGUCACCCGUCGUGCGUGUUGCCGUUGAGCCGAAAAAUCCCGCAGACUUGCCGAAAUUGGUGGAAGGUUUGAAGCGUUUGGCCAAGUCCGAUCCUAUGGUCCAAUGUAUCAUUGAAGAGAGCGGUGAGCAUAUCAUCGCCGGAGCUGGCGAAUUGCACUUGGAAAUUUGUUUGAAAGACUUGGAAGAAGAUCACGCAUGCAUCCCGAUCAAGACGUCAGAUCCUGUUGUAUCUUACCGUGAAACCGUGUCAGAAGAGUCAUCUGAACUGUGCUUAAGUAAAUCACCCAACAAGCACAAUCGUCUGUACAUGAAGGCAGUUCCGAUGCCGGACGGCCUGGCUGAAGACAUUGAAUCAGGUGAAAUCACCGCCAAGCAGGAGUUUAAGGCCCGUGGCCGUAUCCUGGCUGAUAAGUACGGUUAUGACGUUGGUGAAGCCCGUAAGAUUUGGUGCUUUGGUCCGGAAACAAGUGGCGCUAAUCUUCUUAUGGACGUCACCAAGGGAGUACAAUACCUCAACGAAAUCAAGGAUUCCGUCGUUGCUGGUUUCCAGUGGGCAACAAAGGAAGGUGUACUCUGUGAAGAGAAUUGUCGUGGUAUCCGCUUCAACGUACACGAUGUGACACUCCAUGCUGAUGCCAUCCAUCGUGGUGGUGGUCAGAUCAUCCCCACAGCUCGUCGGUGCUUUUAUGCCUGCGUCUUGACUGCCGCUCCUCGUCUCCAAGAGCCGGUGUACCUGGUGGAAAUCCAGUGUCCGGAGGCGGCUGUCGGUGGUAUCUACGGUGUACUGAAUCGUCGUCGUGGCCACGUCAUCGAGGAAAGCCAAGUGGUGGGCACGCCCAUGUUCGUCGUCAAGGCUUACCUGCCGGUAAACGAGUCCUUCGGCUUCACGGCCGAUCUGCGCUCAAACACUGGUGGCCAGGCGUUCCCUCAGUGCGUCUUCGACCACUGGCAGAUCCUUCCAGGUGAUCCCAUGGACGGCAAGAGCAAGCCUGCCGAAGUGGUGGCCGUCACCCGUAAGCGAAAGGGUCUUAAGGAGGGUGUCCCAGAUUUGAGCAAUUAUUUGGAUAAGCUUUAAAUUGUGUUAAGUGGGAUUUUGUGCGAUCGAUUAAUAUUUCAUCUUUGGUUCGCUUAAUUUUGUGCUUAAAGGCUAAAAAAAUGUAGUUGUCGUUCCGUAUUGUCGCUUUGUUCGUCGUAAUCUUUUUUAUUGCGUUAGUUAAUUUCUUAAUUCAUAAUAAUUAUUCUGCUAUAAAAAGAAAACAUUGG
Messenger RNA from Paramacrobiotus metropolitanus, 2907 nucleotides. RefSeq names its product eukaryotic translation elongation factor 2-like. The transcript is spliced from 8 exons. Gene Ontology annotation, molecular function: ribosome binding; GTP binding; translation elongation factor activity. Gene Ontology annotation, biological process: translational elongation. The record is from RefSeq and is a predicted model, not a curated record. Lineage: Eukaryota; Metazoa; Tardigrada; Eutardigrada; Parachela; Macrobiotidae. Bases 179 to 2719 code for a protein of 846 amino acids. Gene Ontology annotation, cellular component: cytosol; ribonucleoprotein complex.